UUGAGGAGGCUAAGCAGCCAGUAUGGAGUGAGAGGGGGUGUUCUGCCCCCUGCUUCUUGCUGUCUCCUGACUCAGGGAAACCAACACAGGGAAAUCUAAGCAGAGUCCUGGGAAGCAGUAUGGGGAAAUGUGGAAGGCUUUUUAAUUUUAACUUUUCACAUACCAACAAAAAGUCUAUUCUGACUUCAUUUGAAAGGACAAGUAGAGGCUGAAUUGCGUCUGUCCCAGAAGAACCAUGAAUUAAGUCUCUGCAAUCAAUGACAAUUCUAACUUUGGAAACAGGCACGAGCUGGUUUUUCCAAGUGAUUGAGUUACCACAGUUUAAAAGAUUUUCAAAAGCAAUUGCAACAGCCUAAGAGCAUCCACACAGGAAGUUACAGCUCAGCUGGCGCAUGGCAAACCGUGAAGCUGUGCCUUCCUCUUGCUGAUGACCGGGUUCCUGUUUGAUCCUGUUUGUAAGCUUCCGAAGACUGAAAAUAACCUGAACUCCUCUGCAUCGGUGCUGCAAGUAGAAGAAAAUAGAAAGAAGAGAAGCUAAGAUUUUAAACUGAGAGACUUGGCAGCUAAUUCAGAGGCAGAAGUCGUGUGAGCAGCCCCCUGGAAAGAGGAGCAAAGGCAAUUUGUGACAGAAUUGAGUGGAGAUGAUCCCAAGCUGAAAGCCAAAACAGAAUCUUCAUUUAAGUUCAUCAAGUGAUCUGGAAUUUUAUUCCAGCACCUAAUACAGGAUGUCUUCCAAGCGACCAGCCUCUCCGUAUGGGGAAGCAGAUGGAGAGGUAGCCAUGGUGACAAGCAGACAGAAAGUGGGAGAAGAGGAGAGUGACGGGCUCCCAGCCUUUCACCUUCCCUUGCAUGUGAGUUUUCCCAACAAGCCUCACUCUGAGGAAUUUCAGCCAGUUUCUCUGCUGACGCAAGAGAACUGUGGCCAUAGGACUCCCACUUCUCAGCACAACACAAUGGAAGUUGAUGGCAAUAAAGUGAUGUCUUCAUUUGCCCCGCACAACUCAUCUACCUCACCCUUGAAGGCAGAAGAAGGUGGGCGUCAGAGUGGAGAAUCAUUGUCCAGCACAGCCCUGGGAACCCCUGAAAGGCGCAAAGGGAGCCUAGCGGAUGUUGUAGACACCCUUAAGCAAAGAAAAAUGGAAGAGCUCAUCAAAAAUGAACCAGAAGAAACUCCCAGUAUUGAAAAGCUACUAUCAAAGGACUGGAAAGACAAGCUUCUUGCCAUGGGAUCAGGGAACUUUGGAGAAAUAAAAGGGACUCCAGAAAGCCUCGCUGAGAAGGAAAGGCAGCUCAUGGGUAUGAUCAAUCAGCUGACCAGUUUGCGAGAACAGCUGCUAGCAGCUCACGAUGAACAGAAGAAACUGGCUGCCUCACAGAUCGAGAAGCAACGCCAGCAAAUGGAGCUGGCUAAGCAGCAACAAGAACAGAUUGCAAGACAACAGCAGCAACUCCUGCAGCAGCAACACAAAAUUAACCUUCUUCAGCAGCAGAUCCAGCAGGUCCAGGGUCAGCUGCCUCCAUUAAUGAUUCCCGUAUUCCCUCCAGACCAACGAACCCUAGCAGCAGCUGCUCAGCAAGGAUUCCUUCUUCCUCCUGGUUUCAGCUACAAAGCGGGAUGCAGUGACCCCUACCCCGUUCAGCUGAUCCCGACUACCAUGGCAGCUGCUGCCGCAGCAACACCAGGCCUAGGUCCGCUCCAACUGCAGCAGUUGUAUGCUGCCCAACUUGCUGCAAUGCAAGUAUCUCCAGGAGGCAAGAUACCUGGCAUAUCCCAGGGUAACCUCGGUGCUGCUGUAUCGCCUACCAGCAUCCACACAGACAAGAGCACAAACAGCCCUCCACCCAAAAGCAAGGAUGAAGUGGCCCAGCCUCUGAACCUUUCAGCCAAACCCAAGACAUCUGAUGGCAAGUCUCCCACGUCACCCACCUCUCCUCAUAUGCCAACUCUGAGAAUAAACAGUGGGGCCAGUUCACUAAAAUCCUCUGUGCCAGCAACAUUAGCUAGUCCUUCAGCCAGAGCUAACACAAUAGACAUCCUUUCUUCUAUCACGUCGUCAGGUUAUUUAAAUGACCAUGAUGCUGUUACCAAGGCAAUCCAGGAGGCUCGGCAGAUGAAGGAGCAACUUCGGAGGGAACAACAGGUGCUGGACGGGAAGGUGGCUGUUGUGAAUAGUCUGGGUCUCAAUAACUGCAGGACAGAAAAGGACAAAACGACACUGGAGACCCUGACUCAGCAACUGGCAGUAAAACAGAGUGAAGACGGGAAGUUUAGCCACGCAAUGAUGGAUUUCAACAUGAGUGGAGAUUCUGAUGGAAGUGCAGGAGUUUCAGAAUCAAGAAUUUAUCGGGAAUCCAGAGGGCGUGGCAGUAACGAGCCCCAUAUCAAGCGCCCAAUGAAUGCAUUCAUGGUGUGGGCUAAAGAUGAACGGAGGAAGAUCCUUCAAGCCUUCCCUGACAUGCACAACUCCAAUAUCAGCAAGAUACUAGGAUCUCGCUGGAAAGCUAUGACAAACCUAGAGAAGCAGCCAUACUACGAGGAACAGGCCCGACUCAGCAAACAGCACCUGGAGAAAUACCCAGACUACAAAUACAAGCCAAGGCCGAAGCGUACCUGCCUUGUAGAUGGCAAAAAACUACGCAUUGGCGAGUACAAGGCUAUCAUGCGCAACAGACGUCAGGAGAUGAGGCAGUAUUUUAAUGUUGGGCAACAAGCACAGAUUCCCAUUGCCACCGCAGGUGUCGUUUACCCAGGAGCCAUCGCCAUGGCAGGAAUGCCUUCCCCACACCUGCCCUCAGAGCACUCAAGUGUGUCCAGCAGCCCCGAGCCCGGGAUGCCCGUCAUCCAGAGCACUUACGGCAUCAAAGGUGAGGAGCCCCAUAUCAAGGAAGAGAUGCAGACCGAUGACGUCAAUGGAGAAAUCUAUGAUGAGUAUGAUGAGGAAGAGGAUGACCCCGAUGUGGACUAUGGCAGUGACAGUGAAAAUCACAUUGCGGGGCAAGCCAACUGAUCAGGGUCCAAAUAUCACAUGACCUGCAGGACUUCAAGGAGAAAAGAAAAAAUAAAUAAAGCCCCAUCUGGUUUAUCCUUACCAGUGGCCAAGCACAUUAACUUUCUCAUACACUGACUGUUACUUUAACUGUUAGUCUUAACUAGUUGGGACAUCAGCUGACUAAUAGACAUCAGCCUGCAUCAGAAGAAAAAAGGCUCAGAAGAAAGGAAACAAAGACAACGACAACAACAACAGAAUAAUAUAAGCUAUGGGUAAAAUAAUGCCAGUAAUUCAGCUGCUAUACCCAAGCACUGAAGUCUUACCCGUCGACCUUUUAUUAUUAUUAUUUUUUUUUCAAAUAAACUUUAUGGCUGUUUGUUCUACAAUGUUCUAGAAAUUCUCACUCAGGUACACAGUGCCAACAAGUGGCUUGUGAAUGUGUUUUGUUGUUUUGUGCUACAGUUUAAAGAGAAAUAAUUCUUUUUUUUUUUUCUUUUCUUUUUUUUUUUUCUUUUUUUUUUUUUCUUUUUUUUUUUUGGUAAUGCACCUGACAGGAAAGAAGAAAAAGAUAAAAUUCCUUUUUCCCCUUCUGUCACCUCCUUCUCCUCCUCCCUGGCACGUUUGGGUCUGAAGCGUGUGUGCGUGUGUGUGUACGCGUGGCUGGCAAGGAAGGAAGUGGGGAGCCUGUUUCUGUUAACCCCAACAAGCAAUUAUUUCCUUUCAAGAGAGAACUUCUCUUCAUCAGUUGCACAUCAUACUGAGUCUUUGAGCAAGUGCCAAAUUUGUACUACAGCGCUGAACUAGUCCAAUUUGCUUAUUUUUUUGGUUGGUCUCUGUUUCUGUUUUUCUUUGGGUUUCCUAUCUCUUUCCGCUCUAUCUCAAGUUAGGACAGUGUUGUAUCUUAGACAAUCCCUUAAAGAACCUGAUAUACCAGCAGCUGGUGAGAUUAGAUUUAUAUUUUUGGUUUUGCUUUUGCUUUUUAAAGGAAACUGUAGGUGCCAUUCUCAGGUGAAAAAAGAGAGAAAGAGAGAGAGAGCAUAAGAAAUUUAGAGAAAAAAUAUUUUAUGAUCUUGGAUUUUCAUGUGUGCGUGUUUAUGGUACUAAUAAGAAUAAUAUUGGACUAUUGUGAGCAAAAAGCAUGUUCCAGAAUGAAAUCCCACACUCUCCAAAGGACUUGGUCUGCAAGGAGCUUUUGCUUUUCAUUUACACUUCAAGUGGCAGCAUGUAGGACAUAAAGAAAAGAUUGUUCAAAAUAGGAUUUGUCCAACACACGACAGGGCAGCUGGAGAUGUUAACUUCUCACUGAGUGUAAUUAGACUACCAUGAUGUCCAGUGUUAACGAACUCGUACUUACAGGGCUGCUGAGUACUGAUCUCUGAUUCAAAAGGCAAUUGAUUGUGUUGUGUUUCUUUAAUUGGCUUUUUUUUUUUUCCUCCUUUGUACCUGCAGAAAUCCAUUUUUAUCAGUGGGAUGUUUUUGUAGGAAGAGAGACUAAUAGUUACAGAGAGAUUUUUGUUUUCGAAGUUGAGAACAGAGAACCCAAACCCUUAUGGUGCUGAUUUUCUCUAGAUGCUGCCUCUCACAGGUGAAAAAUUGUCUCCCAAUUCCAGCGUCAUCCUAGAGCCCCUAGGUAUGUUGUGCAGCUUUGCCUUCCUUGGACAACAGCAGUCAGAGGCAAAGAGGAAACAGCAGGCAAAGAUUUACACAAAUGUAAUGCUGAGCAUAUGUUAGCCUGUUGUAAUUUCAACAAGGUAACUGAGUAUUCUGCUUUAUUUUGGAAGAAUAGCAUAAAUACAAGUGAGUUACAGAAUCUCUUUUCAUCUCUGCGCUUUCAUCUUCCACUAGAAAGAAAGCAUCCAUGUUCAUGUAGCAAAAUAGAAGCAUUAGAUCUAAACCGAUCAACCAACCAAAAAGGCUACCUCUUGGUUUUAAUAAGCAGCUGUCCAGUAGAUCUGCAAAGUCCCAGGGUCAUACAGAGAAAAUGAGUCUUCUUCUGGGUCAGUUUUCUAAUACCACCUUCUUGUUGCUCACUGGUAAACUGUAGGCUCGUUGCCAGCAUUCCCGUAGCCUUGUGGAAAUAGCCCUGUGAAUCUUAGUAUCAGCCAGAUCUCAGCCCGAGGGUUUGCCAGAACCAGCAUGUUCAGUACUUGGCAAUGCUGAUUUUACAAAUUUACCUUCACGACAUGAAUUUCGACCUCAUGGUAGCAGCCAUUUAAUCCAUAUGCAGGGCAGAAGUGGCAGGCAGCAGGAGGGGCUGGGGAGGAUGAUGUGGGGGUCUUUUCUGCUGGAUCACCACUUGAAGUGUAACUUGAGCUGUGCAGACCUUGCACAAAGCAAACAAGCAAAUGUCAUUGAAGAGUAGGAGAGUACUCCAACGAGCAGUUUGGAUGUGUGAUACUUCUACCCAGCAACAUCUGUUUUGUUUUUCUCCUUGUUUUCCCUUUUUGAUGUCCACCUCUGCCUCACAAAAAUUCUUUUCUAUUUUCUCUCUCUCAGAAGAUUUGCUCUGAAGUUAUGCUAGGAGUAGCUGAUCAUAUCCUCCAUGUCAGAGAGGGUUCCUUUUGUUUGUGUUUUAUGACUGCUUUUUUUUUUUGGUUGGUUGGUUGGUUGUUUUUUUUUUGGUUGGUUGUUUUGGUUUUUUUUUUCAGUUAAACUGCCUCUUCUUGCUAGUGUUGUAAUGGUAAUUAUAAUAAUAAUAAUAAUGGUCAGCUGUUCCCAGAUUAGUAAAUUAUGUAUAAUUUAUUUUAUUUCCCCCCCUCCUUUUUUAACUUUAUUUUAUUCUGUUCUAAUUUGGCAGUGCAGCAAAUGAAGCUGUUAGGCUAUUUAAAAUGGAUACCCCUCCCCACCUUGCCUUUUUAUAUAUAUAUAAAUAUAUAUAUAUACAUAUGAAAACAAAUAGCUUCUUCUUCUGCUCACACCAUUCCUCUUUCUGUUAUUUUAAUUUUGGCCCCAGCCAUGUCAACUUCUGAUGUUUAUUAUGAUGGAGUGAAUUAAUGGGAGUGUUGUUUUCAAUCUUAAUUAACUUCUGCUCUCUCAUCACUCAUUUUAGUUAUUUAAUUACACCAGUCAUCUAGAGCCAAUUUUUUUGAAGCACUCUGUUUAGAUAAGAAGUUAAAAAAAAAAAAAAAUAGGCAAUUGUUUUUAUAUCAUCAUUAUGUACAAUGUGAAAACAGAUAUUUGCUCCUUUUUUUUUUGUUUGUUUUGUUUUUUUUGUUUUUUUAACUUUUAAAUUUGUUCCCUGUCUUUGUGAACAAAUUACUUCUGACUCUUGUGGGUUCACCUCACAUUUGCUGGAUGCUUAAUUUCUACCACGCUAUAGAGACUCUCUGGUUUAAUGGUGUAACGUUGGGCUACCAGAAUACUUUGUUUUAGCUCCAGGUAGGUGCCACUGCAGCAAGCAUGACUGGAGCAAGCCUUGGACGUGUGGGUUAGAAAGCCAGCCUUGGUGGAGUCUAUGGGACAAAGGUCCCUUCACUUCAGCCAGGCCAAAUUUCAGCCCCUGACUAUGGGCAGUGCUGCAGGAGAUGCUCUGGAGAUGCUCUGGAGGUAGCCCCUUCUCGGUCCGGUGCUGGAGCAAGGCUGGUGUCAGGGCAGCAGAAUGAGUUCUGUGCUUGCUGCUCACUGUGUAGGCCUGGGCUAAGGCUCGGGCCAAUGCUGGUUUUGUCAUCUGCAUAUUUCUGUCUGAGGGACUGUGCUUGAGCCUGCGUUUGGUCAGGCUGGUUGAAGAGGUAGCUGGAGCGACCUGUCUGCCACCUGCGUUUCAAUACUGAGCCUGAUGCAGCAAUGAUAAAAUGAAAAAAAGAAAACAAACAAACAAAAAAGGCUCUGGGGUCCCAAACCAGCAAAACACUUGUGCCUGUGCUAAGGUUGUGUUGGGCCAAAGUAUGAGCGCCCAUAUAUCCUUCAAGUAGAAGACCAGAUUUGAAGACGAGGCCCUGUUUGUCCCCCUUUCAUUUAUCAGAAAAAACAAACAAACAAACAAAAUAAUAGCAGAACGCAUAAAAACAGACCUUCUUGUCUUGUUUCUUUUUUUUUUUUUUUUUCCUGGGUUCUGUGCCCUAGAGCAUGUAGGCAAACCAGGUUCGAAGAGGUUAGGCUUGUAUUAACCGACACGCGUGUGGAGGCCAUUCUGUUGUAGCAGCCUCGCUCUCGUCUGACAUCGGGGAGCCUCUUGAGUCAGUGUGCUCGGUAGCUUAGAGCAGAAAAAUACCAGCAGUGGAGAAAAGGGGAAAAAGAAGAGAAAAACUGAGACACUUGCUUCUAAGCUCAAUUAAAUAACACAGAGUAUAUCCUUUUUCAAUUUAUUCAUGCCUUAUAUUAGUAAAAUAGGAUUUUUAAGUGCAUUUAACAUCUUUAUUUAACCGUUCCGCUGUAUUAAUCAGGCCCCCAGAAAAGAACACUGGCUAUUAUUAUAGCAUUUAAUUAGUUUUGUAACCAAAUCCUCUUAUUACAAAUGCAUAUGGAAGAAAUUCUUUCUUCGAAGACAUUAUUUCAAAGAUUUGGUUACUGCAGUAGACUCUCUCUUUAAUUAAAUCAUUUUUUAGAAAGUAAAUUGUCUUUAACCUUUUUACAGCACAUUUUCAGAGCUUUUUCUUUUUAAUCCAAAGAGAUGAGCUGUUAUUGUCCCCGAAGAAGCCUCUGACAUCACGUUUGUAACAUCAAAAAUAAUUAUACUCCGUGGAAACGUAGACCUUACUUAGCAAGAAUUCAUCUGCUGGAAUGAAUGGCAACUACAUAAUAUCCUGUGCAUUUAAGGGCAUGAUUUAUCAGAUAGGAAGUAUUUUUGUCUGCCCACUUCUUGAUAGAAUCAUAUCUUCAGUUUUGCAAAGAAAUGUGUGUAAUUCACUGGAUGUGGAUUCAAGUGUAUCCUCAAUUCACAGGGCAUGGGCUGGAUGUUUAGCUUGGUUUAUAUUUACAUUUUUUCAACUUUAUCUUAACUUGUCAGUUUCCCAGAUAGAAGAACAUGUCAAGUUCAUUUUUUUCUACUGACUGAUUUCUCUACUCCCCAGUGUUUUUGUCACUGGUUUGCUGAAACAGUAUUUAUAUAGCUCCGUUGGCUCUAAAGCUCUUACUCCCUUAAUGUUUUGGAUUUUACAAGUGAAAUGAAAAUAGAAAAGAAAUAGAGACAAUCAAAUGCCUGGAGCUUAAAACAAAGUAUGCGCAACCUACCAUCUCACUUGAAAUUUAAUAAAAGAAAUAAUUAUGUAAAUAUAACAUAGAGUUAUAGAUUUAUAUUUUGUUCAUAACACAUAGUGUAAUAUAAGUUGUAUAUUUUCAUGUUUUGGUUUUAUGUUAUCAUUCAUGCCACAAUAAAUGAAAAAAACAGGAGUUGAUGUACUCUUUAAAAAAAAAUACAAUGUGGGUUGCCACCAUCCUGGGUUUUUGGGCUUUUUGUUUUUGUUUUUGUUUUUUGUUUUUUUGGGUUUUUUUUUUUGUUGUUGUUGUUGUUUUGUUUCUUUUGCAUUCCCCUUUUUCAGUAUUAUUGCCCUGC
This is a messenger RNA of Lagopus muta (rock ptarmigan), 8481 nucleotides long. RefSeq names its product SRY-box transcription factor 5 (gene SOX5). Gene Ontology annotation, cellular component: nucleus. NCBI's taxonomy places the organism in Eukaryota, Metazoa, Chordata, Aves, Galliformes, Phasianidae. The transcript is spliced from 18 exons. The record is from RefSeq and is a predicted model, not a curated record. The coding region runs from base 726 to 3008 and encodes 760 amino acids. Gene Ontology annotation, biological process: positive regulation of chondrocyte differentiation; regulation of transcription by RNA polymerase II; cell fate commitment. Gene Ontology annotation, molecular function: RNA polymerase II cis-regulatory region sequence-specific DNA binding; DNA-binding transcription factor activity, RNA polymerase II-specific.